Rana temporaria (common frog) is the source of this 1375-nucleotide messenger RNA. RefSeq names its product putative nuclease HARBI1. Lineage: Eukaryota; Metazoa; Chordata; Amphibia; Anura; Ranidae. The record is from RefSeq and is a predicted model, not a curated record. The transcript is spliced from 2 exons. Bases 501 to 1229 code for a protein of 242 amino acids.
CGUUGUUUUAACGACUCAAAUCGUUAAAUAUGUACAGAAGUGCAAUUCACAAAGGUUUUUUAGACAGUUAACGAUCGCUAAGCAAUCGUUAAAUAAGCACCUCCCUGAGGGUGUCGUUAUGACAUUUCCCAGGCGAUAUUUCAUUUGUUGAGAGGAAUUUUUUGGCGGUUCAGGCUUGUAGUCAAUUUUGUUAGGAGUUUUGUGCAAGAUGGAACCAUUUGGAUGUGCUCUAUUUGAACUGAAACUGAUCCAGAGGCGAAGAAGGACACGUCAGAAUGUCGUUCAGAUAGAGAAACGUGUAUUCCGUUCACGUACCUUUUUGGAUCAAUUUACUGAAACCCAGGUGAUAGCCAAAUUCAGAUUAUCCUCUCCCAUGAUACAUUCCCUGUAUGAUGAAAUACACUUGGCCCUAGAAACACGCACGCGGAGAAGUAAUGCAGUACCAGGUCUUGUGCGUUUUUUGGCAGUACUUCAUUUUUUAGGAAAGGCCUCAUACCAACAUGUCAGUGGUGAGAUUGUUGGCAUCUCACAACCCAGUUUUUCCCACUGCUUGGUGGAGGUCCUGCAAGCACUGCGACAACUUGCUCCAAAAUACAUACACAUGGGCAAGUCACGUGAAGAGCGGGAUCAAAUUAAACGUGCCAUUAUGUCCCCCAUCAGAACAGGAGCACAUCUACCGAAACCGUAAGGCUUACCAUUCACUCAACAUCCAGGUGAUCUGUGAUUCAAACCUCAUAAUCCGUGAUGUUGUCACCGGCUUUCCAGGAUCCUGUCAUGAUGCCCAUAUAUUGCGCCAAUCGGGAAUAUAUGAUACUCUGGACAAGGACUUAGAAAAUAAUGGAUGGCUGCUGGGAGAUGCUGGUUACCCCUGUCUACCAUGGCUCUUAACACCUAUCAACAGGCCAUCCUCUCCUGCAGAAGCAGCUUACAAUGUUGCUCAUACCAAAACACGAGUGGUUAUCGAAAGAUGCUUUGGUGUCCUAAAGAGCCGUUUCCGUUGCAUGUCCUUGUCUGGUGGAUUCCUUCAGUAUUCCCCCAGUAAGGUUGCUGAUAUGUUCCUAGCAUGCAGCAUUCUCCAUAACAUUGCAAGGCAUGGAGGACUAGAAGAGGAACUAGACACCACAGUGGAGGAUGACAUGCCCACAAUUCCAGUGGAAAAUGAUCACAGGGGAAAUGCAGCAAGAAGUAAACUGAUUACAAACUAUUUCUCAGGUAAUAAACCACCGUAACAUGUUUUUAAUUUUCCAAACAUCAUCAGAAAAGAUCACAAACUUGCAUUAUUAAGUUGAAGAGACAGACAUGCUGUAAAAUGAAUUAUUUGGGCUGAUCUUGUUUAUCAAUGUCAAAUCUUAACCAAUGAUGUUUUUUUUCUCAU